Messenger RNA from Puntigrus tetrazona (Sumatra barb), 5732 nucleotides. It is a transcript of the gene parp14rs1, whose product is annotated as poly(ADP-ribose) polymerase family member 14-related sequence 1. Gene Ontology annotation, molecular function: NAD+ poly-ADP-ribosyltransferase activity; nucleic acid binding; transcription corepressor activity. Lineage: Eukaryota; Metazoa; Chordata; Actinopteri; Cypriniformes; Cyprinidae. The record is from RefSeq and is a predicted model, not a curated record. Gene Ontology annotation, cellular component: nucleus; cytoplasm. Gene Ontology annotation, biological process: negative regulation of gene expression. The transcript is spliced from 17 exons. Bases 14 to 5464 code for a protein of 1816 amino acids.
AAGACAGGCGGACAUGGCUGCUAACGAGUUCCCAUACCCUCUCUGCGUGGAGUGCCAGUGCGACCCUCACAGUCACGUACUAAAAAACAAGCUAAUUAUCUAUUUCCAGAGUAAGAAAUCUAGCGAAGGAGGCGACUGUGAUGUGGAAUACCCCGUUUCUGAAGAGCACACAGCAACUGUUCGGUUCAAAUCAAAGGAAGUGAGACAACGGGUUCUGGACAAACAAACGCAUGAGCUCAAGAUUGGUAAAAAAACUGUGAAAUUGACUCUGAGUCUCCCGUUAUCAGAGGCCCCAGUUCCACAGGAAUCAACUUCGUCUGCUGGUAACCUUACUAGUACAGCGGAUGAACCAAAGAUUGAGGAGAAGGCUAAUGUCGUUGAGCCACCUGAGGAAACAGAAGAAGAUGCAACCCUUAAAUCAGCUGUAAUUGAAAAUAUCCAAAACAUUAGUCCAGAUUUUCUAGCAAUGCUGGUGGAAAGUGUGCUGAAAGGAUCUUCUGCUGAGUCAAAGGACUUCAGCAUUGAACCAAUACCAGAGAGUAGCUGUGCUGUGGUAACAUUUUCCAGUAGCAAGGAUGCAAAACAUUUCUUUGUAUCCUCCGAAAGCAAUGGAAUUAUUAAGAGGAAAAACAUUCAAGUUCGACUGCUUGAGAUGACUUCAAAAGUUAAAGCUGAAGGCUUACCUCGAAACUCAAACUCUGACUUGUUAAUGCUCUACUUUGACAAAUUUGCAGAAGUAGAGGAUGAUGGGGUAGCAUUUGAAACAGAUGAUUCAGCAAUAAUCACUUUUAAAAAUCUUGAAGAUGUGCAAAAAGUCCUCAAUCAGCAACACCAGCUUAAAAAACAUGUUUUUAGAGUAAUGCCAUACUAUGAAUCACUGCAGACAGCUCUGUAUGGUAAAGACAGACCCACCCUGACACUUCCAGAGGCAUUUAAUGAGAAGAUUGACAGAACUGUAUGGCACCACAUAAAGGAAAACAGGAAAUCUCUGGAUUUAGUCACACACGCUGUGUCCAGUCAUUUUUGUGAGAUGGAUUUUCAGUCUUCAGCGGUGAAGAUCAGUCCUUCUCAAUCCUUACUUAACAAUGGUGCGCAGACAAGAAAACUCAUUCAGACAUGGAGAGAAAAUGCCCUUUCUGUGUUCUUAGAAUCAAUAUCUAAGUUUAAAUCAACUGAGCUCCACAUUCAGGAGGAUGCAUGGACAGAGAUACAACCUGAAGUUGAAAAAGCAGUAGUUGGAGAGGCUGUCACGCUGGUUUCCUAUGUGGAUGAAGGAACAAUAGCUAUAGCCGGCCUGAAAGAAGAUAUGAACACAACUGAGGGAAUUGUAACAGAACUUGUUGAGAGAGUCACCCAAAGAAUUCAAAGAGAGAAAGGUAGUGAAUCAGAGGAACUCAGUAUGACUCCAUCCAUAUACAAUCUUGUUCUCUGUGAUGGUUUGGAGCAGCAAAUGCGUGACACGUUUCCAGAAAUGAACAUCACAUACAAUAAGCACAACCGAAAGUUAACUUUCUACGGCCUAAAACAGGAGGUGCUGGAAACAAAGAAUAAUAUACUGCAGGCUUGUCUUAAUUUGAUUCGUAAACCAAUUGAGCUUCACCAACCUCUUUUAGAUUUUCUGCACACAAGGGAUGUAGAGGAAAUGACGACAGAAUUGUUUUUUAACAAAGGAAUUAAUGUGGCAUUAGAAGUUGAUGGAAAGAGAUUAUUGCUUGUUGCAAAAACAGACAAUGCCUUGAAUGCUGGUGAGAAUCAAUUGCGGACAGAUCUAGGCCACCUUAGCUUCGAUGUAGAAGAUCCCAGUGUUCUAGUAACAUCUGAUUGGCAUGACCUUGUCUCUCACAUAAAUAACGUAGUCAAAAAUGUUACAGUACAGACAACUGUCAACCAGGUGAUGGUAUCUGGCUUUGUAGAUAGCAUUAAUGGCGUUGAACGAGAGUUAUAUAAUUUCGUUCAGGAAAACUCUCACUUUGAGAAAACUCUGAAAUCUCACAAGACUGUUGUCGCAUUCAUAAAGGAUCACAAAAAGCAGGAUUGGUUUGAAGAGGUGAAAGGUAAAGUGAAAGUGGACUUCAAAGGUGAAGACAUCGUGAUCAGUGGCUCAAGGCUUUACGUCUCUAAGUUUGUGCCUAAGUUCGAGGAAUUGCUUGGAUCUGCAUAUCACUCUACCAUGAAAAUAGUUAAACCAGGAGCAAAGAAGUUUUUCAAGGAGAAAGAGUCCAUGUGUAUUACAUAUGCCAUGACAAGAAUGAAGUGUUUGGUCCAGUUAGUAAAUGAGCAUGACAACCCUCAUGACACAAAUAAAUCACAAAUCACAAAGCCUGUUUAUCAUUAUAAAACACAUGAAGGAAUGGAGAUUAUAGUACACAAAGCUGACAUGUGUUCAUUUCAAGUGGAUGCAGUGGUGGGUGCAUGCAAAGAGAACCUCCAACUGGAUGGAGGUUUAGUAAAGGCGCUCUCAGAUGCUGCUGGUCCUAAACUUCAGAAGGACUGUGACAAGAUGGUCAAAAAACGGAAGUUCACAACUGGUGAUGCUGUCCUCCUCGAUGCUGGAGACCGACUACAGUGCAAGCAUGUCAUUUUAGCAAUAGGACCACAUUAUAACUCUUCCAAACCCCAGGAGUCAGAAAAGCUCCUGAAAAAAACUGUGAGGAAGUGUCUGAAUUUGGCAGAUCAGGAAAGCUUCCAGUCGCUGGCAAUCCCAGCCAUUAGUUCUGGUGUAUGUGGUUUCCCACUGGACCUUUGUGCAGACACCAUUGUGAAAGCUAUAAAAGAGUUCUGUGAUUUUGUUGAAGGGGACUAUACACUGCAGGAGAUUCACCUAGUUGACAACAAUGAUAAGACAGUUAAAACUUUAGAAGCUGCAGUGAAGAAAGUUUAUGGGGCCAGUCCGCUUACCCACAGCUUGACAUCUGGAAGCAGUUCAAGCAGCCAACAGCAAGACCAAAACCAAGCAAGCGCUUCUCUAAACCAACAGCAGAUAGCCACACACUUCCAAGGAACAUCACAAAGUUUUCAGACAAAAGAAGGUUUAACCAUCACUCUUAACAAAGGAAACAUUGAGGACACAACAAUGGAUGUUGUUGUGAACACUCUCAGCAGUGACCUGAAUCUCGGUGUAGGCGCAAUUUCAAAUGCCCUUCUCAAAGCAGCUGGUCCUCAGCUUCAGGUUCUGCUCAAUCAGAAAGUCACAGGCCCUGUCAGCAUCGGAGCAGUCUUUGAAACAGCCGGUGCAAACCUAAAGAACAAACUGGUGUUCCAUGCUGUUGUACCCCACUGGAAUCAAGGGCAAGGAAACGAGCAGAAGGUGCUGGAGGAUAUCGUGGAUAAGUGUUUGAAUCAGGCAGAGCAGCAUCAGCAAAGCUCUAUUGUAUUCUCUGCCAUUGGCACAGGGAACCUGGGAUUUCCAAAGCCAUUGGUGGUCUGCACUAUGCUGGACUCAGCCUUCAACUUUAGCAGUAAAAGAGGUUCAAAGCAUGUGAAGGAAGUGGUAUUUGUUCUUCACCCCAAAGAUACACAAACCAUUCAGGCUUUCACAGAUGAGUUUAGCAAGAGGUUUUUGGGCCAGUCUGCCCCAGCAAGUAACCCCACACAGCCACAGAGCACAGGACCCUUCUCAAAAGUCACAACGAAAUCUGGGAUUCAUGAGACUACAGUAGGAGGAGUAAUACUACAGGUCCUGCAUGGUGAUAUUACUUUAGAGAAAACUGAUGUCAUUGUGAACUCCAGCAAUAAAGAUUUCACAGCGAAAUCAGGUGUCUCAAAGGCUAUUUUGGAUAAGGCUGGUCCAAAUAUUGAAACUGAGUGCCAGCAACUUGGGGCCCAGGCUAACAGUGGACUGAUAAUGACUCAAGGGGGAAAUUUACAGUGUAAAAAGAUUAUUCAUCUUGCAGUACAAAGCGAUGCCAUUAAGAUCAAAAAACAUGUUAAAAGUGCUUUGGAAAUAUGCGCCAAGGAAAAGUUCACCUCCAUUGCAUUCCCAGCUAUUGGUACAGGACAAGCAGGGUUGUCUCCAGGUCAAGUAGCAGACUCCAUGAUGGAUGGUAUUCUGGAGACGAUAAGAAAAAUGUCCCAGUCCACUGUCAAGCUGAUAAGACUGGUGGUGUUCCAGAAACAAAUGCUCCCUGAAUUCCACAAAAGCAUGCAGAAUCGAGAAUCUGGACCUGCCAAACAAGAGCAGAGCACCUGGUCAAAAAUCAAAGCAUAUGCCGCUAAUGUUAAAUCGUUCUUUACUGGAUCUUGGGAGAAAGAAAUAAAACAACAUGGUGGCAAAGACUUUGUCAUCGAAGGCAUCCAAGUAGAUCCAGUGUAUUUUUCUAUCUGUGGACCUUCACAAGCAGAAGUGGACAAAACAAAGCGAUUCUUAGAGGACACAAUCAACGAUGAACAAGUGUUCCAACCCAUCACAGACACAGCCAUACUUACCUUAUCGGAUAAAGACCAACAGCGAAUCCAGGACCUGCAAAGCUCCAUAGAUGUGACUAUAACUCUGGAAUACAAAGCUCAUAAAGGUUCAGACGAAACCCCGGGACAGGCCACACUCAUAGUACAAGGUCUCAGCCGAGAUGUUCUAAAAGCCACUCAGGAAAUCCAAGACAUGCUCAAAACAGCAAAAGAGAAAGAGACACUGCAAAAAGAAAUGGAUUACACAAGUGAGCUUGUUGAUUGGCAGUAUGAACAAGGUGGCCAAUAUAAGAGUUUUGAUCAACAUACAAAUUUGGAAUUGGAAAAGGCCCUUGCCAGACAAGCUACAGACAUCAAAAUUUCCUUCCAAGGCCAGACUUAUAAGGUCACACUGCCUGAGGGUCCAGCAGUGAGCACCUCUGGUGGAAACCAGAUGAAUAUCAAACGCAUUGACAAACUCAAAGCUACUGAAGAUAUUCCACAGCAUUGGGAUGCAAUGGCACCUAGUGAAUUUUACAGAAUGUUUAAUUUGCAACAAACCAGCACAGAAUACAAAGAUGUAUUGGGACUCUUCCAGGCCACUUGUCGAAACCAAGUCUUGAAAAUCGAACGAGUCCAGAAUCCUGGCAUGUGGAAGAACUACCAGAAUAACAAAAGCGUCAUGGAAAAGAAGAAUGGCCAUCAAAACAACGAGAAACGACUCUUUCAUGGAACCAGUGAGCCGACUAUUAGUCAAAUCAAUAAGGGUGGCUUUAAUCGCAGCUACGCAGGGAAAAAUGCUACAGCAUAUGGAAAAGGCACUUAUUUUGCACUCAAUGCAAGCUACUCUUCUAGCAACACAUACUCAGUGCCUAAUGCUCAGGGACAUAAGCACAUGUACCUCUGCAGAGUCCUUACAGGUGAUUAUAUUACAGGAAAUUCAACAAUGUUCGUGCCACCUGCAAAAAAUGCCAACUGUGACCCCUACGACACGGUCGUGGACAACCCUGCUGCACCAACCGUUUUUGUGGUAUUCCGAGAUGAUAAUGCAUAUCCUGAAUAUUUAAUCACUUUCAUGUAGCUGCUGAAGAUCAAUCAUUUUACAAUCAGGGAGAUGAUUUUUAAAUGAAACUGUAGUUCCCAAAACAUGUUUUAUUUACCUGUUAAAAUUUAAAAGGGUAUUAAUUACGGAACCCGCAUGUGCCUUAGAAUUCAUUCAUAUUCUGUUGUUUCUGCUGUAAUGUUUUCAAAAUUGUGUUUUGUUCUGGUGAUAUGUGAAUAAUUUGCACAAACAAUACAAUUUUCAAUCACAAACUACUACACUGCAAGUAAAGAUCUUAGAAAACUCA